Molecule: messenger RNA, 4941 nt
Organism: Drosophila serrata
Lineage: Eukaryota; Metazoa; Arthropoda; Insecta; Diptera; Drosophilidae
Molecular function (GO): protein binding
Source: RefSeq, a predicted model, not a curated record
AUGUUUGCCUCACCGCUGGAGUUUGAUAUUGUUUUGCGCGCCAAAAAUGCUGGCGAUAAUCUGCCUCAACUGCUGCGGCAGCGGGACAGGAGCCAUCGGAACGCGCUGCACUAUUGUGCCGCGCAGGACAUCGACCAGAGCACGGACCUCGUGGCGGCCGCCAGCAUCGCAAUCGCAGCUCCCGAGCUGCUGGAGUCUGCCGACGAGGAUGGCUUCACGCCGCUCCACCUGGCCGUCAUCCAGGGCAACCUGGCCAUGGUCAAUCUCCUGUUGGCCAACAAGGCCGACGUGAAUGCGGUGGACAACGAGGGACACUCGGUGGUGCACUGGGCCACGGUAUGCGGCGAGGUGGAGUCCCUGCGCGCCGUCCUGGCAGCGGGGGCAAGUGUGGCCAAGCCGGACGCCAAUGGGGGCACUCCGCUUCACUAUGCCGCCCAGAUGUGCGGCGCCACUCACGACAGCAAGCAGCAGGCCAGCUCCAGCAGUAGUUCUCGCCUCUCCCUCGAGAUCCUUGGCAUACUGCUGGCCCAUCCCCAGAGCAGUGUCGAUGUCCAGGACAAGGACGGUCGCCAGCCGCUGCUGUGGGCUGCCUCGGCGGGAUCGGCCAAGGCGGUGAUUGCUCUGGUCAAGGCGGGAGCACGAGUGGAGUCCUCUGAUAAGGAUGGACUCACUGCCUUGCACUGCGCUGGUUCACGGGGACACACCGAAUGCAUUGAUACCCUGAUUGGCCUAUGUGGCGCUCCCACGGAUCUCAUCGAUUCCAAUGGCUGCACGGCUCUGCAUUAUGCGGUGACCUUGGGCCAUGCCGAUUCCACUGCCAGGCUGCUGGACUUGGAGGCGGAUCCGAAUCGCCAGGAUCGCAAGGGACGUACUCCCGCCCACUGUGGGUGCUCCAAGGGACAGUUUGAGACCCUGAAGCUGCUGAAGGAGCGCGGCGCCAAUCUGUGGCUUCGCAAUGCCAAGGGGGACCUGCCGUUGCACGAGGCCGCCGCCUCGGGGAGAAGAGAGCUCCUGGAGUGGCUUCUCAGCCAGCGGCCCAAGCAGGUGAACACGACCAGCAACGAUGGACGCAGCCUGCUGCACAUUGCGGCGGCCAACGAUUACACGGACAUGUGCAAGCUCCUGCUGGACUACGGGGCGGAUGUGAAUGCCGUUUACAGGAACUCGAGGGGUUUGGUCCUGACCCCGCUGGAUGGAGCACUGCAGCGGGGACACCGCUCCACGGCCAAGUUUCUGCAGGCCAAUGGCGGUCAGCCGGCCAACAAGGUGCGGUUGAGUAGCCGGCGCGCAGGGAAGGGAAAUCCAUUUCACGAAACCAAUGCCUCCGACCUGGUAAGACCCCUCAAGUAUGUGGAGAAGGAGGAACUGCAUGAUUUGCGCAGCUCCAAGAAGUAUGUGGUCUACCUGAAGCGGUCCGACUCGGACAAUGGAAAUGAAAAUGGGACUGGCAAUGGCCAUGGUCAGGAAAACGAUCCUGAGGCGGAGUGCAGCUGCUCGGAGCAGACCUACCGCAAGGAGCAACGCUUGAAGCACGUCUGCCGGCGGCACAAGCGGAGGCAGCUGAGGAGGCGGACCAGCAGCUGCGGGGAGUCCAAGCACGAGCGAUGCAGCGAGAUUUGCCGCUCCAAGAGCAACAUCGAGAUCAGGAGGCGCAAGUCACGCGAGCGGUAUGCCAGUUCCAGUGAGUGGGAGGAGGAUGGCGAGGAUGACGAGGAUUCCUGUGAGAAUUGCUGCUACCACAAGCGGCAGAAGGAGCGGGUUGUUUCCCGCAAGCGUUCCACAUCCUCAAGAAAGUCCAAAGACCGUCAAGAUAGUGAUGAGGACGAGGCGAAUCAUACCGCCCAAUCGUCGCCAGAGAAGGGUUCAAGGAAGUCCAUAUCAGUCAAUGGGGAACACAAGGCAGGGAAUCCCAAGGAGCAACCCAUUGCUAAGGAAAGACCUCCAUCCGCCAGCAGGCAUCAGACACCUCCCACCAAGGAGGGAACCUUUAUCAAAUCGCCACCGCAGAGCGCCAAGAGUGAGAAGUCCAACAUCAUGGACUCCCUUCUGGUGGAGGAAUCCCAUGCCGUGGAGCUAACAGAUGAAGAACCAGAGGCAGCAAAGUCAGUGGUGACCCAAGUGGAUGUCCAUCACGAUGCCGAGCAGCUUACCUCAAAGUCUUCCGAGGAAGUGCCCGCUGCAGAGGAACCUUCUCCUCAGGAGGAGGCCAAGCUGCAGUUAAGCGAAGAGGAGACCCAGCUGGUGUCCAAGGAGGUGGAACAGGUGAUCAAAAUAGCAGCUACGGCGCUAAGCAGCGAGUCCAAGAGUUCCAGUGAGGAAAAGCCGCCGGAAAAGAAAAGUGAAUCUCCUGUGGAAAAACCGGAAAAUGAAUUUAAGGAAACCCCACAGCCUGCCACCCCAACGGCGCCUGCCCCGUCCUCGGGGCCACCAGCUUCCGAAAAGGAGGCUGCCAAACCACAGACAGCCGCAGAGAAGCCACAGCCGCAGCCGAACACCACCGUCGCUGAAGGGGUUGAAUCUGAGGCUUCAAAACCAGCAUCUGCCGGCAAAAAACGCGAACAGAUGGAGCAGGCUGAAGCCAGACCAAAGCCGAAUCCCAAUCCCAGUCCCACACCCCCUUCGGCACCCAAUUCCACUCCCAAUCCCACUCCCACUCCUCCCACAGAUCCGAAAAAGCCUACAACCGCACCACAACCACGCCCUACUCCUACUGCUGCUCCUGUACCUGCUCCUGUUCCUACUCCUACACAAACGCCCACCCAACAGGAGCAACCGCAACGGGAACAGGAGUCGAGGCGCUCCUUCACACUCCUGCCCUCCGAUUCGGCGGACGAUGACCCAGUUGGAAAUCCAACCCCAAAUGCUGGUACAGCUUCCGAUGAGCCUGCCGCCGAGCGUAAAUCGAGCUUCCAGGUGCUGAAGAGCGACGAUUCCCUGGGCGAGUUGGAGGAUCCCAAGAGACCCGGACGCAAUGUCAGUAAUCAAGUCUUUCAAGUAGUAAACGAAGGCAAUUCCGUUGUCCAGCUGCCCAGUGCCGCGGAGCUGGAGAAGAUGGAGUACGGGUACGAGGAGUACGACGAUGAGUAUGAUGAGGAUGAAGCGGAUGCCAUUGAUCCGGAGCACGACAGUGCCUUGCGUCGCUUCCUGAGCAGCGGAAAUCGUCAUGGUGUGGGGAACACAGGAGGAGGAGCACCCGGACCUGGAGAUGACACCUCCGAGGGCAUGGGCAAUGGACGGAAGCGUCGCCUCAAGAAGCGUGUGCGUAGCGGCACCAAGACCCGCAGCAACUGGAAGGGCACUCAGGAAGGAGGCAGCAGCAUUGCCGCCCUUGCCACCAGCAAGGAUCAGGACUCUGGCUUUGAGCCGAGUCCAAGGGCAGAGCGCAGUAAGAUCCCAACCCUACGCUCUGCCCACAUGCCCCGCCGGCCCAUCUAUGCCACCCUGGAUGGACGCUCCUGCAGCAGUCGAUUGGAGAACCGGAAGCCAGGAGACAAGGGAGCCUGCGACAUGGGCGCCGUCACCAGAUCCAUUCAACGGAAUAUCCGCAGAUACUACAUGGAGCGCAAGAUCUUCCAGCAUCUGUUGGAGCUCAAAUCGCUGCAGAUCCGCUCCAGCAAACUCAACGAAUCCGUGCUGGUGAAACGCGCCGUCGACGACUACCACAAGUCCUGCGUGCUCCUUGGGAGCGAGACGGGAACGCGGCUGAGACGCUACAACUUUACCGAGUUUACCUUCAAGAACUUUGAGCUUUUCCUCUACGAAACGCUCAAGGGACUCCAGCGGCCGGGCACCAACAACUUUCAGAAUAUCAACGAGGUGUACGAGGAGGCGGAGCGUCGCCUGAGUCCGGACUACAAUGCCUACGAGAAGGCGCUGCAGUGCACCACCAAGACACAUCGAUGUCUCCAUGCAGCCCACGCCUACACUGGCAUUCCCUGUGCCGCCUACAUUCCCAUGAUGAAUCACCACACGAUGCCAAAGUUCGGCUUUGGACCGUACAAGAAGACGGGCAGCGUGAGUAGCUUCUUCCUGCCCAAGAUCCUGACCAGCGGCCGGGCAUCCAGCGGAAGGGCAGGUGGCACAGGCAGUGGUGGUGGCAGUGCGGGCGGCGGCAGUCGCUGCAAUCACAAGGUGGCCCUGGAGCUGUCGCAUGGCAAAAACAAACAGCUAAUUUCACUGCCCGCGGAGAAGCUGGAUAGCAACAAACGGUACUAUGUGACGUUCACUGUUAAGGACUCCUCGGGGCCAUCGGCAUUCCAGCACCAGCAGCAGCGCGGGAGUACCGCGGGCGAGCAGGGCAGCGGCGGCGGUGGAAAGUAGAGCGUACCGUAUACAUAUUACGUAUACGUAAUGUGGAACACAUAGUGCGUAUACGCCACCGCCAUCAGCCAUCGUCGCGGGAAUCUGCCACAGCCGGGCCCGCAUCCUCCAGGCGUCCUUUUUUUGUUGCUCCUGCUUCUGGUCCUGGUCCUGAUCCUGCUGCUGCUGCUGCUGUUGCUCCAAAUGCAUUAAAACAAUGCCGUCGCUACAGUUUGUGGGGCUUCUGCUGCCGGUGCUUUUGUUGCUGCUUUUGUUGUGGCCACCCGUUGUCCGCGAUGGUUUUUUCCCCGUUUGCUUCCUGUCCUGAUGUCGGAGUAAUACCACGGAAAAUGGGGGUUAUGCAGGGUAUAUCAUGGAUCUUUCGUCUAGUGAUAUAGAUGGUAAGAGAAUUUUAAUUAAUUUUAUGGUUUUAGUAACUCUUUAACUAGUUUAGUCACAAAAACAAGUAAUUUAAAAGAGUUAAAGCUUGAAUGCAAAUGUUUUUUUGAUAUUUUAAAAUGUACUUAUUUAAUACAAAAUUCUUGUAGCCCUAAGGCUAUUUGUAUUUUCAGUUGAUGCUGCCGCCUAAGACAUAUCUAUAUAUUUUUAGUCAGCAGCUUGAAAUUAAUUGAAGAAAUCAUU